Messenger RNA from Mauremys reevesii (Reeves's turtle), 1849 nucleotides. Its product is annotated as Y+L amino acid transporter 2-like. The transcript has 11 exons. Gene Ontology annotation, biological process: amino acid transmembrane transport. Gene Ontology annotation, molecular function: L-amino acid transmembrane transporter activity. Gene Ontology annotation, cellular component: membrane. The coding region runs from base 192 to 1718 and encodes 508 amino acids. The record is from RefSeq and is a predicted model, not a curated record. Lineage: Eukaryota; Metazoa; Chordata; Testudines; Geoemydidae.
AAAGGGUCACUGUUCAGUUGCUUAAGUUACAGCAGCCUUUCCCCUAAAGGAAGCAGCGUCAACUGUACUCAAAUGGACAAACUUUAGGGAUAGUAAAUAGUUCAUUGAAGUGGCACUGUGUUGCUGAUGGAAGAGAGACAGAAUCUGAAAUUUCACAGUGUUGUAAUUGUAGGAGUCCUACCAAUAAGGUAAUGUCAGGCUCCUGGAUCAUAUGCUGUAAUAAAAAAAACUCAUCCAAGAAUGGAGUACAUGAAACGGACAAAAUGGCUGAAAAUGUGCAAGAAAAAAUGAAGAUGAAACAAGAAAUUACUUUGCUUAAUGGUGUUUCUUUAAUAGUAGGGAACAUGAUUGGUUCUGGGAUAUUUGUGUCACCCAAAGGUGUUUUGAUGUAUAGUGCCUCCUAUGGACUCUCACUAUUCAUUUGGGCCCUUGGUGGGGUCUUUUCGUUGUUUGGAGCUCUGUGUUAUGCUGAACUGGGAACAUCCAUUGUUAAAUCAGGAGCUAGCUAUGCCUAUAUACUAGAAGCUUUUGGUGAAUUCACAGCCUUUAUCAGACUGUGGUCUUCCUUGCUAAUUAUUGAACCAACAACUCAGGCUGUAAUAGCAAUUACAUUUGCUAAUUAUAUUGUUCAACCAAUUUUUCCAUCCUGUGAGCCACCAUACGAAGCAGUCAGGUUGAUUGCAGCUGCUUGCAUCUGCACCUUAACAUUUAUUAACUGUGUCAACGUAAAGUGGGGAACCAGAGUACAAGAUCUGUUCACAUACGCAAAAGUUAUGGCCCUUAUCAUGAUCAUCUCGGUGGGUCUUUAUAAAAUUAGUAAAGGAGAAACAGAAAAUCUUAAAGCUCCAUUUGAAGGUUCAACAACUGAUGUAGGAUAUAUAGCACUUGCUCUGUAUUCAGCCCUCUUUUCCUACUCUGGAUGGGAUACCCUGAAUUAUGUCACUGAGGAGAUGAGGAAUCCUGAAAGGAAUCUACCCCUCUCAAUUGCAAUUUCAAUGCCUAUUGUGACCAUUAUUUACUUGCUGACUAACAUAGCAUACUAUGUAGUUUUGGACAUGCCAGCUCUCCUAACAAGCGAUGCAGUGGCAGUGACAUUUGGUAAUGAAACCCUUGGUUAUGCUAAGUGGAUAAUUCCUAUUGCGGUGGCCAUGUCCUGUUAUGGUGGAUUAAACUCAUCAACUAUUGCAGCUUCCAGGCUUUUUUAUGUUGGAGCCAGAGAAGGACACCUUCCUGACAGUUUGAGUUUGAUUCAUAUAAAGUGUUUCACACCAAUCCCUGCUCUUUUCUUUAAUGGUUUAAUGACUUUGCUCUACCUCCUUGUGGAAGAUGUCUUUCUCCUCAUUAAUUACUACAGCUUCAACUACUGGCUGUAUGUUGGGCUGUCUGUUGCAGGAUUAAUAUACCUGAGACGUACUCAGCCUGAUAGGCCACGGCCUAUUAAACUCAGCCUCUUCUUUCCUGUAGUAUACUGUUUAUGUUCCAUUUUCCUGGUCAUGGUUCCUCUCUACAGCGAUACAAUCAAUACCCUCAUUGGAAUUGGCAUAGCCCUCUCUGGAAUUCCUGCAUAUUAUUUGGGAGUUUAUUUACCAUCUGAAAAGAAACCUAAAUGUCUUCAGUGGCUCUCUGCUACAACAACAAAAUAUGUUCAGAUGUUGUUCUACUGUUGUCUGACAGACUUGGACACUGAAGUGGAUCAGACAGAAGCUAAAGCCGAAUAGGGUUGUCUGGACAUUUGCAUACUUGAAGCAUUUUUAGUGUCUGAAAUUCUUUGUGUAGGGUUGGUUGCACGAAAGUACCAACAAUUACACUGUACAUCAGUUUGAUGUUAAUUAUUUUUGUGCUUAUUUUA